AUGUCCCGAGCAAUUCUGCGAAUCAACGCCUCCAACAUUGUGCGACAGGCCCUGCGAGCAUCUGCUCCCCAGGUGACCCGAUUUGCUGUUCCCGCUUUCACUCGAGCCCUCAGCACCUCUCGACCCGCCUUCUCCUCCGAGGCCAUUGCUACCGAACUGGUGGCUCGACUGACCAAGGAGAUUGACUACGAGAACUCCGUGGAGGCCGAGAUUGCCGAGGAGUCCGGCUCCACCGGCCAGUACCGACUUCCCAAGGAGAUUGACAACGAGCUGACCAAGAGCGGCUUCGAGAUUGUCUACUCCCCCUCCAAGGACGAGCUCGAGCUUGUCAAGAAGCUUGACAACGGCGACGUCACCCGAGUGUUUGUGUCUCUGGGCGCCGUUGCCCAGCCUGCCCCCGACGCCUUCCCCGAGGAGGCCGAGGUGGAGAGUGCUGAGGAGAUGGAGAUGCCCGAGAUGAUGGACAUCAACGUUGUCAUCGACCGAGCCGCCCAGGGCGCUCUGUCCAUCCACGGCCAGAUUGACGAGGGAGAGUUCAUCAUCUCCACCAUCACCCCCUACAAGGACGGCAAGCUCGCCACCAUUGACGACGCCAACACUGCUGCUGAGCGACGAAACGCCUACGAGGGUCCCUACUUCUACUCUCUCGACGAGGAUCUCCAGCGAUCUAUCCAGGACUACAUCCAGUCUCGAGGUGUCGACACCACCUUCCUGCUGCUGCUCCCCGAGAUUGCCGAGACCUUUGAGAACCGAUCUUACAAGACCUACCUCGCCUCCAUCCGUGACGUUGUCGCCUAA
This is a messenger RNA of Yarrowia lipolytica CLIB122, 798 nucleotides long. RefSeq lists its product as uncharacterized. NCBI's taxonomy places the organism in Eukaryota, Fungi, Ascomycota, Dipodascomycetes, Dipodascales. Gene Ontology annotation, cellular component: mitochondrial matrix. The record is from RefSeq and is a predicted model, not a curated record. Gene Ontology annotation, biological process: cytosolic ribosome assembly.